Caenorhabditis remanei is the source of this 381-nucleotide messenger RNA. RefSeq lists its product as uncharacterized. The transcript is spliced from 3 exons. NCBI's taxonomy places the organism in Eukaryota, Metazoa, Nematoda, Chromadorea, Rhabditida, Rhabditidae. The record is from RefSeq and is a predicted model, not a curated record. Bases 1 to 381 code for a protein of 126 amino acids.
AUGAAUUUACUGGAAAAAACUUCAGAGAAUCUUCAGAAAGUUAUUGUUCGAGUCAGAACAAAAGAAACUUUAAUUUUGGAUUUCGAGAUCAAACUUUUCAAAGAUUCUAUGGAGAAAUUGAGAACUGGAGAGCAAGGAUUCACGAGAGAACUGAACGAUUCACGUAGUCAUAAAGAAACUGUUCACAAGAUUUUGAAGGAUUAUACACUCGAUCUCGGUACCGUUUUGAACAAUAAUUCAAUCUGUAUUCAUCACUCGAAGAAAAAGAAAGUGAAUUUGGGUAACUUGGAGAAACAAAUGGAAAUUCUUAAGGAACUUCGAAGUUCUGGAAUGAAAAUUAUCAAUCAGCAUUCAGUCAUCGAGAGGCAACUUGUGACAUAA